Molecule: messenger RNA, 6691 nt
Organism: Toxoplasma gondii ME49
Lineage: Eukaryota; Apicomplexa; Conoidasida; Eucoccidiorida; Sarcocystidae
Exons: 9
Coding region: 2009-4477 (822 amino acids)
Source: RefSeq, a predicted model, not a curated record
AUCUUAUCAGAGUAUCCGAGGGUUCCAGGUAGUUCAUAUGUAAAGUUUACGAGGCAAGGAACGUUAAGGAGUCCAUGGGAUGGUGAACUGUUAGAACCUCCCAGAUCACGGCGGAUUCUCGACCAAAUAGUUGUGUUCAUCUGAAUGUGAGACACACGCAUCUUGUGACAGAGUCUCAAGCCUGUAACGAUUUCGGCAAUGGGACACAGUGUUUGGUACUUCACGAGAAACCCAUCAAGUAAACUUUCAUUGGUGGAACGGGAUUGAAACGAUGGGAUACCACUAUUGAGCGAAAGAAAGCGGAGCCCUUUGACCUCUGCAGUGAAGAGUCAACUAGAAGCUCACGAAGAUGAUUUGGCACUCAGUAAUUCAUAGUGAUCACACGACGCCGAAGGCAAUAAUUACCGAGGCAAAGGAGAGAUGCCUUCCGCACCCGUCUGCCUCGUUGGCUUGUGCGUUGUCAUCAUUUUCACACUUGAUCCGCAAGCCACCGGAGAUCAAGAAACGCCCCUUCACUUUUGCUAUGUAUCGACGAAAAGAGCGAAUGGGGGCUGCUCUGCUGGCUGCAGGAUGUGUGCCUUCUGAAAGAAACUUCACUGGCAUCGUGUCAGCCUGCUGCCCAGUCCGUCGGCGCUUCGGCAAGUGUGUGGAUGGAACGCCAGCCAGACCGUCGGCAGGCGCUGUGUCCUUACUAACAUCCGGCCUUCCAAGAAAGCUAACAACUUUGGACCACGUUUUUUCGGGAACAGUUACCGAAGAUGGCGUUUGAUAGGAGAAUGUCGGAUCUGCCCUACCUGCAGCAUCCUGCAGUGUGGCACUGAUUUAUUUUCCGUCCUCAGUCCUCUGCAUUCCGUACUGCUUUUAAGCACGCUAGUCUCUUGAGAUCCUUGGAGAGUGCUUUUCGCGUCAAGAGCUCUGCAGGAAGAGCUCCACAGGCGUAGUGCUGUCGCAGGGAGGGGAAAGAAACACAUAUCAUCUGUAGCUUUGUCCACUGAAUCUGUUGUGAAGCCUGGAUGUCCUCACCGAUCCCCAUCUCAAAAUCCCUGAGGCAGGGUUGACUGUGUGUACUGAAGCCGCUAAAUCUGCAGUACGUGGCCAUUUGUCGAUUUGUUGUAACCAUGUAGCUGCAGAGUGCAUCAACAUGGUCUACUGAAAUGAUACGCAGAGCCAGUCUUUCGCAGGCCACCUACUUGGUUCCAGCAGACGUCCGGGGAAAAGAGAGGCCGAGCACGCGGAGUCUGUCUCAUAAUCUCUGAAACAACUACAGUUCGGAUCUCGUGGACCACAGCAACUUCGAAAGAACAUAUGAAAGUGAAACUGAGGGCACCACAACAAUCGGCAGCUGUGGGUGGCAGCCGUAUCGGUGCCCCUUUAGCGCCUGCCGUCAAGAUCAUGUCCCUUUCCAAAGUUUUGUCUCCACUUUGUGCAGAGGAACAAGGCUGCUCCGUCUCGAUAGCAAUUGGAUGUCUUGUACGCGGCAAGUUUUGGGCCUCACUCUUGUUGGCGGCUUAGCAGCACACUAUUGUCUGAGGGGGCUCCGCGGAAAGGCUAGCCACAACUCAGGACGACCUCGUAUGCAACUGUGAGGGAAUCCUCCUGAACCUCAAAGAGAAGGCAGGUUUUCGAGAGCGCUGCCCGAAUUGGUUCUGGAGCUAUACACGAAGCAAAAUCACUCGCUGAAAGUUGCGGACUCUUCCCUUUUCCUUCGCACUUGCAGGCGCAUGCAGGCACGGGCAGUACCAUCGAACGCCGCGAGAAUUGGUCAACAAUCGCCGGACAAUGAGCAGCUCGUCCUCUUCAGCGUCUUUAUUGCGUGAUCCAUUCCUUGCCCGGUGCUGAGCCCAUUUGGCGCCUCGCUUACCGCGGUAUCUUCACGCCAACAGCGCUCGCGGGCACCACUCUUUUUGGCUGCGUGUUUCUUCGGUAGACACGGCCGAGGCGCGCCCUCCAGCCGCCUCCUUCUCACCCAGCUUCGCGGUUGCUGGUCUCACGGGCUUGCGAGGACCAGAUGGCGGAAGCCGAGUCCCCACUCGUCGGCCCUGUCUCCGCGCUGGAGGCUUCGCCGGAGCAAGGACUUCUGUCGUCUUCGCCGUCUCUCUCUGUCUCUGCUGCCUCCGAGUCUCCGUCCUCCCUGUUCUCUGCCCCUUCGGGUCGCUGCGUCGAAGGAGCUCCCGAAGUGCAGAACAGUGCGUCGUCGUCGACAGAGGACCCACUGAGUCCCGACAAUGCUCGAGGAGCCCCCGAGCGCCUAGACUCCAGAUACAAGAGUUUCCCCAGACGCCAGGAGUCCAAAUACUUCCUCGACUCUGUGCCUCAUCCGCAGGUGUCGAUGAAGGCAAUCGCGACGGCGCACCUGCGACAAGCUGUGGAGCAAAAGCAGGAAGAGCCUCUGGAGGACUCAGUCCCCGACAGGCUGGCGUCUUUCGCGACAGGUCCGAACAUCAACGGAAAUGCAGAAACGGGAAGCGCGGCAGACCCCGCGGGAGCAACUGCGGCAGCCACCCACAAGGGCAGCGUCAUGAGCGCGGACCUCGGCAGAUUUUACCGGAAACUCCUGGGUGAAGACUGGCGAGAGCAAAUUGCCGAAAUGAAUCAGGAGACGCUUCUCGGUCCCUUCAACGAGGCAAACGACGAGGACAUCUCAGCCGGAGGCGGUCCCGCGACUCAACCUACCCCGUCAGUGCCAGGAGACGACCUCAACCUCCCCGACAAGCACCAUGGAAAAGUCCGACAGAGAAUUCGAAGACGCGACGUGACGGCUUCCAAGGACAUUAGCGAUCAAGUGGCGGACGAUCUGCAUCUCGGAGAGGAUGAAGAGCCCCUGAUCACUCCAGACGACAUUGCAGAAAUCCGAGCGACAGCGUGGAUCCCUGCGGGCGAAGGCCUGCCGAUCCUGAGUGAAAUGGAGCUCGGCUAUCACCGCGCCUGGGACGUCGGCAAGAAAGGUUGUCUCGCUGUCAAAGUCGACGGAAUCUGGGACUCUGCGGUCAAGGGAAAUAAAAUGCGUUUCUUUGUCAUGGAUGGUACAGACACAGAGUCGUUUCUAACCUUCUACACCAAGUCGGAUCUCCAGGCAGCGCGAGGCCUUCAGUCGGAAAAGCUCGGCAUCAUUACAGCGUGGGACAUGCGAGAUGGCUACUGGAAUUACCCAAAGAAGAAGAUUUUCAUCCAGCGAUCAGACCGGAAAAACCGAGAAUGCAUUCUCGAGGGUUUCACUGCCGAAUUCUACGAUGCUAUGCUCCUGUGCAUCUGGGAAAUGUGCGUUCAGGCAUCGAUCGAACAACUGAAGCACCAGCGACGACGAGAGCGGAACAAGCGGCGGCAGUCGUUGUGUGGGGGGUCUUCGACGAGUCGCAUGUCCUGCCGGGGAGCCGAGACGUCGCGCAUGUCGGCGGCGUUGGUGACCUUCAAGGACGUUCCACGGGAGAGAGGGAAGCGGAGUGAGGCUCCGCGUCGCGAGACCAGCAGAAGCAUUGCUGUGAUGCGCCAGGCCGCAGCUGUCCACCGUGAAGUGAUGAAACAGCUGUGUGCGGAGUGGCGAAGCGUACUUCGCAGGCAAGGGCAGGCGGAUGUGAAGACGUGGUUGAGGCGUCGCAGGGUGCGGCGAGACGGGGCUGGAGAGGCUGGCCUUGACUCAAGGUGCGGCAAAGACGGCCAGGCCUGUCGCCAGAGAAGCAUGCGCCGCACGGUUUCUGGGUCUGGAACGUCGACAACUCUUGAAAGGAAAGGGAGCCGGGCUGCGGCUUGGAGUCGAGUGGGCACGCAUGCAGACUUUGGAGAGCGAGGCGGCGCCCAAGGCGUCGCGCCCCCUGCAGAUGGCGCCUGUGAGGGGGCGUCUUUUCCUCCGGACGCGUUUGGGAAGCCUGCAGGCAGAGCGGGGUCCCAACGAGAAGUGAACGGAGAAGCCAGCGGGGAAGGAGACGCCCGUGCUGGCGAGUUGUCGCCCGAAGAACGCGAGUUUGCGUGGGGGGGAAGCGGAAGCGAAUCGAGCGGCUCUGGCGACUUGAGAGGAGAGCUGGACCGGGACAGGCCGUCGUCAGGGAGUGGCGAGCUCGGGGGGCUCCGCGGACAUGUGCAGAAGGUUCUUUCUCUUCAGCUUGAGAAGAGACACUCUGCGAUGAUGAAUGGUAGCAGGGAGAGAUUCGAGGCAGAGAGUCCGACGUCAGACUGGCGGCGCGAAGACACCGGUCAACUUUCCUCGCUGCCCCUCGACGGCCUCCCUCACUUCAGCUCCUCAGGCGAGGGCUAUCGACACAUGCCCUACAGUGCAGGUUCAGCGCGUGGACGGAGGAAGAGCAUGGCCGCGUCGAAGCGGGGUGCUGGAAACGGGAUUUCUGGUUCCACCGUCAAACUCAGCAAAUACGAGUCUCUCAAUCGUGUGCCUCCUGCGAGACCUCAGGGCAACGAAACGCCUCUGUUGACUCCCGGGGAGAUGACGCCGCGGGACCCCGAGGACGAGCGGCCCAAGUUCGGAUAGGACGGAGAAGAAGAGCGGAGCGUUUGCGGAGACGAGGUUCCUCGGCAUGGGAGGAACGUGGAAAGGGACGGGAACAGAAGGGAACGGACGCGGACGUUCAGCGCGGAGUUUAGUGAGCAGAGGCCUCGACAGAGGGCGGAGGAACAAACCAUGUCGUCCUGUCCACCCUGAGAGCUGAACAUGUUUGUGGCAACUCUUGGAAUGAACAAGAGACGAAGCUGUAGGGGAAUGCAGGUAACUGAUGGGGGUCAAACAAAGUAGGCCAGUUGAGGCCAGUGAACGAACCACGCAUGCGUCGAGGGGUGUGCCGGAUCGGGCUCUUCUCGUUCACCGGGUCCCUCACACAAAUGGACAGACUCGUGAUCGGUGUCGAAGACAGCGAACCAAACAGCCGUCUGUUUCGGCGGGGCGGAAACGGCGUGCUGAGUUUUCGUACUCUGAAAGCAGUCACGUGGAAAACUUGACUCUUUUGUGGCAUGAAGGACCUGGAAAGCUUUUUGUCCUUGUGAAAGAAACCGUGGGUGCGUCCUCGCUUCGCUUAGAAGACGCCAGACCUUGUGGACGCACGUGUCCGCUGUUUUAGGACGUUGUCACUGGCGGCAUGGAAGGCUCCUUGUCGGGAUGGGACCUACGCAGAGGGAAGAGUCUUUUGUGCAUGCAAGGAAAAACAACAAGAAGGUGCAAAGCGACCAACUGCUUUUUCAAAGGCAGCAGGGACUGUCACCGUAUUGGAGCUUCCUCUGCAGACAGACCAGAAAAGCAGCCUCGGUGGCCUCGUGGAUUCUUGGCACUGCCCGAAGUAUCGAGGAACAGUGCAGUCCUGAGGACAGCUGUUGUCUCUUGUCUGGAGGAUAGUCCCGUUGAGUAGAGGAAACGAACACGCUGUCAAGUCCUUGGCGUAAAGAUUCAGAGUGGCACGCAACCUAAAGUGUGGAGGGAUCCGCGUCGACAUACAGCGGCAGAUGUGCUCCGUGUAUUCUUGGACUGUCUUCAUUGACACUUGUCCUGGUUGCGGUCUCCGUUGUUUCUAGUGAAGAAGGUACCCGUGACGCUCGUCCUUCGGUAAUGUUUUUUGACGGGCUUGCCUGAGGAAAUACGGGUGUGCAGGGAAGCGAGAGCAGAGGAGUUCCCAGUCUCGCAAUUGGGCGGUGCUUAUUCACAUUGAACGGACGAAGUCGUCGUCAUUUCCGCCCAAAACAUUGCAGAAUAGACGACACCGACCGCCUUCCCAGUGCAAGUGAAUGGGGUCGAGUCUGGUACUCACGACUAGCCAGAUGGAGGUACAUUCGAACACACACUGGAGGCAGCGUUUUUUUCGUUUCAGGCACCUCGACACCUCGUUGAUCCUUUCUGCUCUAAUGCAUGAAGAAGGGAUUCACAAAGUGCUUCUCGCUUUGCCACAUAAAUGGGGUGCGGUAGCACCGGAAUGCUGCUAUCUUCCGCGAUGAAGUGAAGAAGCUGGGGCUCCGCCCUCUCUGUUACAGUGCCAAUAACUUAUGCGAUUGCUGGAGUUUCUUAUAUAACAUCCACAAGCAUUCCAGACCCGGGGCGAGUCGGGCUUUCAUCUGAUGUGAAAGCUCACGAAGCUCGACAAACACAUUAUAAAAUAGGGUGGCACAGGCGACCCCCGCGAGCCGCCCGCGAUUGCCUUAAUACCGCGAUUGCUCUUGAACCUGUAGCCGCCCACACAACCCCCGUGGGAAUCGCGAGGCUACAGUGACUGCCGACAGAUUAUAUGCACGUCACGUGACAACAUCCUUUUGAGCAGUGGUCGCGAUAGCACUACGACGAGUUCCUCGAGGCGCCCCGCCAAGUUUGAGAUAUAUCUUGAACCUUGAAGUGAGACACUGCAGGGAUUCAUGGUCAGACAUUUUUCCUAGCGGAAGCAACAAGGGAUUCUGAAUCUUGUCGCUCCGCCUACGCGGAAGAACGGCGGACAAAACUAUCGGCGUAGAUUCCGACACUGUGAACAUCAAACUGUGCUUGCCAUUGGCGACCUCUAACUGAUAUUCGUUCUGGUGGUGAGAUGGACAAAGCGCCACGGAAAUCCUUCUGCACGUGACGUCCCCUAAUCGCUGUUGAUGCUCACGGAGAAAAGGCUGAGGAUCAAAGGCAAAAACAGCAGAGCUAGCCUGCUGUGGUCUACAAUGUCAGGUCCCGCCCAGCCUCGACGAAGAUUUUCUCUCAAUGAAACGGAGUGAGCCAUCUGAAGAG